AUGAUUUGCCUGGUUCUGCACUGUGGUUUCCUGCUUCAUGCCAUUGAAACAUCCAUCACCGUUUAUUAUAUAACCUUACCUCUCGCCAGUUCACAGGGACAUUUCCCAAGUCUUGAAAAUGUGGGUGCUUUCAAGAACAUUUCCACUGUGCCAACCCAAGCUACCUGUGGACUGCCAGAAAGGAGUACUUUUUGUCAAAGUUCAGCUGUUGUUGAAAGUAUUAACUUCUGUAUUCGGCAAUUUUGCAUUCAGAAGUGUCCGUAUAGAUCAUCUCCUGCUUCCUAUGCUGCCAUUCUCUCAGAAGGCCUGGGCAAUGUUAUCCAGCAAGAUCAAAAUGAUGUGCCUCCUGGAUCUUUUAGCAACACAAGUAUUAUUUUUCAUGGUGAAAAGGAUUGUUUUUCCACUCCUCGUCCUCGGAAGCUUGCUAUUUCAUUUACUUUAACUGUAUGGUUGAAACCUGAGAAAGAAGGUGUAAUGUGUAUGGUGGAGAAAAUUGUUCAUGGGCAGACUGUGUUCAAGCUUACAAUUUCUGAGAAAGAGACAGUGUUUUAUUAUCACACUAUAAAUGGGCUGCAGCUACCGAUAAAAGUAAUGACACUGGGGAGAAUUCUGGUGAAGAAAUGGAAUCAUCUUAGCGUGCAGGUUCAUCACAACAGAAUUAGUUUCUUUAUAAAUGGUUUGGAAGAUGACGAUACAGCCUUUGAUUCCAGAAUUCUCACAGGGCUAAUAGCAGAUCCAUCUGUUGGUGGUGUAUGGAGAAUUGGGCAAAAUUUAAACGGUUCAGAGCAAUUUGUCGGGAGGAUGCAAGAUUUCAGAUUGUACCAAAUGGCCCUUACAAACAGAGACAUUUUUGAAAUAUGGUCUGGAAAAUUUCCUCAACUUCGUAUUCAAUCAGAAUGUCGCUGUCCUGGAAGUCACCCAAGGGUACAUCCUUUGGUUCAGAGGUAUUGCAUUCCUAAUGGUGCAGACGACACAACUAAUGACAGAGUGCUCAGACUAAACCCUGAAGCUCACCCUUUAAGCUAUAUCAAUGAUAAUGAUAUUGGAACUACAUGGAUUUCAUCUAUAUUUAGCACCACUGAACAUCUACGUCAUGGAGUAACCAUCACCAUUGACUUAGAAAAUGGACAGUUCCAGGUGUUUUAUGUUAUAAUCCAGUUCUUCAGCCCUCAGCCUGAAGCAAUCCGAAUACGAAGAAAAAAGCAACCUUCAAUUGGUUGGGAAGACUGGCAGUACUUUGCAAGGGACUGUAGUGUAUUUGGAAUGGAGAAUAACGGAUCACUGCAAUAUCCAGAUUCUGUAAACUGCCUACAGCUUCCUAGCCAUACUCCAUAUUCCAGUGGAAAUAUUACUUUCAGUGUUCUUAGUCCGGAACCAAAUCAUCGGCCAGGAUAUAAUGAUUUCUACAAUACACCAUUACUUCAAGAGUUUGUCAAAGUCUCAAAAAUUAAGAUUCAUCUAUUUGACCAGUAUCACACUACUAUGCCCUGGGUUAAUUUUGGACAUAGAUACUAUGGAAUUGAUGAAAUUACAAUCAGUGGGAGAUGUAAUUGCUUUGGCCAUGCUGAUCAUUGUGACACAAGUCAUAGUCCAUACAAAUGUCUCUGCUCCAAGGAAAGCUACACAGAAGGCAACAAUUGUGAUCGCUGUCAGCCACUGUACAAUGACAAGCCAUUCCAUCCAGGAGAUCAAGUUCAUGCUUAUAAUUGCAAACCUUGUCAAUGUUUUAGCCAUGCUGUAAGCUGUCAUUACAACAGGACAAUAGAUUACUUUCCUAAUGAAUAUUAUAGAGGUGGUGGUGGAGUCUGUGAUAAUUGUCAACAUAACACCUCAGGAAGAAAUUGUGAGUUGUGUAAUGAUUUCUUCUAUCGGCAUAUAGAUGCAGAUCUCUCAGCUUUGGAUGUUUGUAAACCCUGUGAAUGUUAUUCAGCAGGCACCAAAAAUGGCAGUUGCCUUUGCAAUAAGAUUGGAGGAAAAUGUAAUUGCAAAAGACAUGUGUCUGGUAGACAAUGCAAUCAAUGCCAGGAAGGAUUUUACAAUCUGCAAAAGUUCAACCCUGAUGGCUGCAGCCCUUGUAGCUGUAAUGCCUCUGGGACAGUUGAUGGAGAUACUACCUGUCACCAAAAUUCAGGCCAGUGCAAGUGCAAAGAAAAUGUUAUUGGUCUCAGGUGUGAUCAGUGCAAGUCUGGAUAUAAAGUCAUCCAAAAUAUUAAGCAAGAUGGGUGUGAGCCUUGCCUGUGUAACAUCCAUGGUUCCAUGAACAAUGUGUGUAAUCCUUCCACUGGACAGUGCACUUGUAAGCAAGGGGUUAAAGGAACUCAUUGUGAGACUUGCAUUGAUGGCUUUUAUUGGAUGGAUGCUUUUGGCUGUAAACCUUGUAGUUGUCAAAUAGCAGGAUCGGUUUCUGAUACAUUGUGUGAUCCCAAAACUGGACAGUGUAUUUGCAAGCCUAACUUUGGUGGAAGGCAAUGUGAUGAUUGCUUAAAUGGGUAUUAUAAAGAAUGGCAAAACACUGCUUUGUCCUGUGUGCCAUGUAACUGUGAUAAGUCUGGCUCUGUAAAUGGCUCUUUAGUGUGUGACAAAUUGACAGGACAGUGUCCUUGCAAAUCUGGUGUCAAAGCUCUUCAGUGCAAUCAGUGCAGGCCCUAUAUGUAUAACCUUACUGCUCAAAAUAUUCUUGGCUGCAUGCCUUGUGAUUGUGAUCCUCUAGGGACACUUCCAGGAACAGCAUGUGACCAAACCAGUGGACAAUGUAUUUGCCAGCCUCACCGCCAUGGAAGAAGAUGUGAAAAGUGUAAGCCAGGUUUUUAUAUUUCUGCACAAGGUGAGAGUAGCUGCCUUCCCUGUUUGUGCCAUCCAAGCGGCUCAAUCAGCAAUAUUUGUGACACUCUCACCGGCCAGUGUGUUUGCCAUGAUUCUUCUGUAUCUGGAAUGAAAUGUGACCACUGCAGUGACAACUAUUUUGGAUUCAACUCAGAAACUGGGAAAUGUCAGCAUUGUAAUUGUCAUCCUGCUGGAGCUAUUAAUUGGACUUGUCAUUCCAUUACUGGACAAUGUUUGUGUAAACAAUUUGCAGCUGGCUUAAAAUGUGACAACUGUGUUCCCAAUGCUAGCAAUUUGGAUGUCCACAACCCAUUUGGCUGCAGUAAAACUCCUUCCCAGCAGCCUCCCCCCAAAGGGCAGACUGUAAAUUCCUCAGUUAUCAGAGUCACUUGGAAUCCACCAGAUUCUCCCAAUUCAAAUUGGCUUGCUUACAAACUAUACAGAAAUGGGAGUCAGAUCUACACAACAGAGGAUUACCUUCCUUACAGCCUCCAGGUCUUUGUUGAUAGCAAUUUACUUCCGUAUACUUUGUAUACAUAUCACCUUGAAGCAAGCAACAUCCACGGAUUUACAAGAAGUAUUGAGUUGACCUACAGAACACAACCUGGGAUACCUCUAGGAAAUCUGCAUUUAAAUCCAGUCUUUCCUGUUGGGCCAUAUUCUAUUUCUUUUAACUGGACAGCCUUAUCAAAUGACACUGGUCCAAUAGAGAAAUAUAUUUUGACAUGCAUUUCUUCAUUUGAACACCAGUCUUGUGGCCAGCAUGAAAGCUUGGGAACCUCUAUAACUGUCUGGAAUUUAGUUCCAUUUAAAAAAUACAGCUUUUAUGUUCAAGCGUGUACUAGUGGAGGCUGUUUGCUAAGCCAGCAACUGUCAAUAAUUACUGCACAAGCUCCUCCUGAGGAGCAGCUACCUCCGGUCAUACGAAAUAUCAGCUCUACUGAAUUGGCUGUAGAAUGGGUCCCACCCAGGAAAACCAAUGGUGUAAUUAUUAGGUAUGAAUUAUAUAUGAAAGGAGGUGUACAAUCCAAUGGAAGUCAUGUGCCCCCUGAGAACUGUAUUUUCCAAACCAGUGGAUGGUUCGAUCUUCAUCCAGCGGAAGAAUCUCUAGAUGAUAAAGCUUUGAUGCCACUUGUAACUAGUACUGUUGUCACUGAUUUGGAGCCAUUCACAGACUAUGAGUUCUGUGUUUUAUCAGCCAAUAUGGCUGGCAGCACAUUUUCAAAUUGGACAUUGCAAAGAACAGCAGAGGCAGCUCCUGUAUUCAUGCCACUUCCAUCAGUAUUCCCUCUUUCACCAUAUUCUCUGAAUGUGUCUUGGGAAAAGCCGGGAGAUAAUGAAGCAAGAGGAGAAGUGAUGGGGUAUAGCGUCAAUGUAAUUACCGAACAAAAAGUAUUGCCAAUGUUUUCUCAGACUUUGUAUGUUGCUGAAGCCCAUGAGCAAUCCUAUGUAGCGAUUGGACUGGAACCAUACAGAAUGUACUCGUUUACCAUUACUCUCUGCAAUCGAAUUGGAUGUGUCGACAGUAAGCCCGGAAUUGGACAAACGUUAGCUGCUGCUCCAGUUCAGCUAAUAGCACCUAACACUGAAGGAAUUAACAGCACUGUAAUAAAGAUAACUUGGUAUGAGCCUGAAGAACUUAAUGGACCUCCUCCAGUUUAUCAACUGGAAAGAAUAGAUAUAUCCUUAGCAACAUCAGAUGUAAAUGUAAAGAAAGGAACCCGUUUCCCAGGAAAUGGGUAUUACAAGUUUCCAAAUUCUAUGUUGCCUACAAACACCUACUUUACAGGUAUUAAAAUAAGCUUUAAAACUGCAGAACUCGAUGGCCUACUUUUUCUCUCUAUGUCACUUGGUAAUCAAGAAGAAUUCAUUGUCCUUCAGUUAAGAAAAGGCCGUCCUUACUUUCUCUUUGAUCCACAGGGUUCUGCUAUUGCUGUAACUCCAGUAAAUGAUGGUGGAAGGAAAUAUAAUGAUAACAAUUGGCAUCAUCUGAGUGCAAUAAGAAAUCAAGCCUUCGGAAAAAUCAUUAUAGAUGGACAAUUCUCAGGUUCCUCAUCAGCUACAAGUGGUAGUAUCAUUAUAGGAGAAAAUACAGGCAUUUUUGUUGGAGGACUUCCACAAGACUUUAUAAUUGAAAGAAAAGAUAUAGUCACAAAAGGAUUUGUGGGGUGUCUCCGUGAUAUCUUCUUGCAAAAGAUGCGUCAUCCCUAUGAAGUCUGGGAACCUUUAAAAUGGGAAAAAGCAUUAGAGCAAAGGAAUGCUUAUCACAGUUGGGAAGGUUGUCCUACUAGCCUUGAAGAUGGAGCACAUUUUCUUGGGGAAGGUUUCCUAGAACUCCAUUCAAAUAUUUUUCAUGGUGGCAUGGAUUUUGAGAUCUCAUUUAUGUUUAAAACAGAUCAAUUCAGUGGAUUACUUCUGUUCAUUUACAACAAAGAUGGCCCUGAUUACAUUGCUGUAGAACUGAAAAGUGGAAGUCUGAUUUUCCUACUAAAUAAUGGCAUUGUCUCCACACAUGUCAAUCUCUGGUUAGGAUUGUCUUACUGUGAUGGAAACUGGAAUAAAAUUAUUUUGUCAAAAAGAGGACCAGUAGCUUCAGCAAGGAUGAAUGAAUGGACAGACCAUGUGAUGGAACCUGAUUUGGAGCAGCUAUUUGUAAACUCCCCAGUCUACCUUGGAGGGACUCCAGUUGAGGUCCAGGGAACAUUUAAAGAACUGGGCUUAGAACAGGGUUUUGGAGGCUGCAUGAAGGAUGUUAAAUUUACACGAAGUGCUGUCGUUAACUUGGCAUCUGUGUCCAGCAGUGCUGUCAGAGUCAAUCUGGAUGGAUGCCUAUCAACUGACAGUGCUGUAAACUGCAGGGGAAAUGACUCCAUCUUAGUGUAUCAAGGAAAAAAGAAACAUGUAUAUGAUAAUGGCCUGCAACCAUUUACAGAAUAUUUAUAUCGGGUAAUUGCUUCUAAUGAAGGAGGAUCUGUAUCUAGUGCCUGGAGCCGUAGCCGCACAAGAGAAUCAGUACCACAAAACGUGCUGACUCUCUCAAGAAUUCACAGCAUAAAUGGCUACAACAUUGAAGUUACAUGGGAUGAACCAGUUGGGGUCAAAGGUGUAAUUGAAAAGUAUAUUUUGAAAGCUUCCAGUGAAGAUGGUUCCAACAUAUCUAUUGUCAGUACAGAGAUUUCUAAUACUAGUUCAUGUACAGGUCUGCUGACAGGUUUGCGUCCCUUUGCAAACUAUGCUGUAACCCUAAUGGCUUGCACUUUGGCAGGCUGUACAGAGAGCUCACAUGCCUUGAACAUCUCCACUCCACAAGAAGAUUUAAAAGUUUUUACACCAUACCACUUUUUAAUCUCUGCUUGCACAAUGGUUGGCUGCAAAAACAGUACCCAGAUCACAGUGCUUACAACGGAUCUCCCCCCAGUUCACGUGGAUGUGCCAGUCCUGAUAAUUUUGGAUUCUAGAACAGUAGAAGCACAGUGGGAUAUUCCAAAGGAAGUAAAUGGACUGGUAUAUAGCUAUAUCCUGUACAUUGCCAAGAAAGAGAAAAAAUCUAUAGUUUGGGAUGCAAUUUAUAACUCUACAGAUCUUUUUCAGAACUAUACUAUAGAAGACCUUUCCCCUGGUACUGAAUACUUCAUCAAGUUAGCA
Protobothrops mucrosquamatus (brown spotted pit viper) is the source of this 6468-nucleotide messenger RNA. Its product is annotated as usherin-like. The annotation marks the transcript as partial. The record is from RefSeq and is a predicted model, not a curated record. The transcript is spliced from 32 exons. NCBI's taxonomy places the organism in Eukaryota, Metazoa, Chordata, Lepidosauria, Squamata, Viperidae. Gene Ontology annotation, molecular function: protein binding.